Messenger RNA from Rubroshorea leprosula, 3605 nucleotides. The record is from the annotation of a GenBank genome assembly. Lineage: Eukaryota; Viridiplantae; Streptophyta; Magnoliopsida; Malvales; Dipterocarpaceae.
AAAAUCAUUGAGCCCAUGUGACUCCGUGAGGCCCACUAUUACAGUGGCCUCUGCUCGCAAAAGGCCCAAACAGUAAUUCGUCAUGGUGAGUGCAUUGAAUUCAAUCUUCCAACAAUGGGAAAUACAGGCACCGCAGAAUUCCUGGAAUAUCAGCGGCGACCCAUGCAACGGAGCUGCUCAGAGCCUAUACGAUUUGAACAAUCUGGCCAUCGCAUGUGAUUGCUCCUUCAACAGUGCUACUACCUGCCACAUCACCAGACUGAAAGUGGUUGCACUAAACAGAACAGGGGGGAUGCCGGCGGAGCUUUUGGCUUUCAAAUUCUUAACCUUUCUGUAUGGGAACUCGGGGCAAAUUACCUCACCGGUCCCUUACCGGCAUGGAUUGGGAAUUUAUCUACAUUGCAGCACUUUGAGUGCAUUGAACUCAAUCUUCCAACAAUGGGGCAUACAGGCACCGCCGAAUUCCUGGAAGAUCGGCGGCGAACCAUGCACCGGGACUGCUCUGAACCAAUACUAUUACAAUUCCAACAAUCCGGCCAUCUUAUGCGAUUGCUCCUUCAACAGUGCUACUACCUGUCACAUCACCAGACUGAAAGUGAGAGAACAGAACAUACGAGGGGUGAUGCCGGAGGAGCUUUUGGCUCUCAAAUUCUUAACCUUUCUGGACCUCGCGAUAAAUUACUUCACCGGUACCUUGCCAGCAUGGAUUGGGAAUUUAUCUACAUUGAAGUACUUGUCUGUUUGCAUCAAUGCGUUCUUUGGGCCCAUUCCUAAGGAGCUUGGAAAUCUUAAGGAGCUAACUUAUCUAGCCUUUAGUUUGAAUAAUUUCUCUGGAACGCUCCCACUAGAACUUGGCAAUUUAGUCAAACUUGAACAACUUUACGUUGACAGCUGUGGAGUUGGUGGUGAAGUUCCCUCAACGUUUGCUAACUUUCUAAGCAUGCAAGAAAUGUGUUUAUCAGACAAUCCUUUCACAGGGAAGAUACCUGAUUUCAUUGGCAACUGGACAAACCUUAAAUUAUUGAGACUUGAAGGGAACUACUUUGAAGGUCCUAUACUAUCCAGUUUUUCUAAAUUAACCUCUCUAGAAUCUCUGCGAAUCAUUGGUUUAUCCAAUGUGAGCUCUUCUCUUGAUUUCAUUAGAAAUUUAAAGAAGUUAACUACCUUAGUUUUAAGAAAUGCAUUAAUUACUGGUAGUAUUCCAUCUGAUAUUGGAGAACUCCAAUCUUUACAAAAUCUGGAUUUGAGUUUCAAUAACUUGACAGGCCAAAUUCCAAAUGCUUUGUUCAACAUAAGUUCUCUUACAUACUUGUUUCUUGGAAAUAAUAGUCUGUCUGGUACCAUCCCUGGCCAAAGGAGUGAAAAACUAAUGAAUAUAGAUUUGUCUUACAAUUUUCUGUCUGGAAGCUUUCCCUCAUGGGUAAACACAAACUUACAACUGAAUCUAGUAGCCAACAACUUCGCAUUUGACAGGUCAAGCGUAAGUCUUUUUCCAGGAUUGGAUUGCCUUCAAAGAAGCUUCCUGUGCAGCAGGAACUCUCCAGGCUAUGCAAACUUUGCAAUCAAAUGUGGUGGCCCAGGGAUGAUUGUGAAUGGGAUAACAUAUGAGACUGAAACCUCUUCUCUUGGCAUAGCAUCAUUUCAUGUAGCUGAUACUGAGAAAUGGGCAGUUAGCAGUGUGGGUUCGAUUACUGAUUAUAUUUUUGGAGCUGAUAGGCAAAACAGCUUUGAACCUGUGAGAAACACAAUCUCGCCAGAGCUUUAUUUAACUUCAAGGACGUCUGCUGGGUCACUCAGAUACUAUGGCUUAGGCCUAAAGAAUGGGCCUUAUAUGGUUAACUUGCUUUUUGCGGAAACAGUUCGCAGCGUUCUGGCAAAAAGGCGAGUUUUUGAUAUUUAUAUUCAGGGAAUCGUUGUAUUGAAGGAUUUUGACAUAUCAAACGAGGCAGGUGGGGAUGACAUAGCAAUCACUAAGGAUUUCAUUGCGACUGUGACAGAGAACCAUCUUGAAAUUCACCUAUUAUGGGCUGGUAAGGGAACUUGCUGCAUACCACAAGAAGGUUCCUAUGGACCAUCCAUUUCAGCAAUCAGCGUGGUAUCAAGUGUCACACCAAAAGAGAAUAGUUUCACACGAAAAGAGAAUAGUACUGGGUUGCUUGUUGGGGUUGCAGUUCCUGUCGGAGUUGUCACCUUCACCUUGAUAUUGCUAUUUGUAGUCUUCUACUCGAGAAGGAGAAAUGAUGAUGAUGAGAAUGGGCUUCUUGGAGUAGGACCCAGACCAAACACCUUCAGUUAUGCCGAGUUGAGAGCUGCAACAGAUGACUUCAGUCCCUCAAAUAAGUUAGGAGAAGGGGGAUUUGGUCCUGUAUACAAGGGUAAACUUUCUGAUGGGCGGGUAGUAGCUGUGAAGCAGCUUUCGGUAGCCUCUCACCAAGGGAAGAGUCAAUUUGUUACUGAGAUUGCUACCAUAUCUGCGGUGCAACACCGCAACCUUGUUCAACUGUACGGAUGCUGCAUCGAAGGGAACAGAUGCCUCCUUGUUUAUGAGUAUCUUGAGAACAAAAGCCUUGACCAAGCACUCUUUGGAAAAAGAGACUUGCAUCUUGAUUGGCCAACCAGGUUCAAUAUCUGCGUGGCAACUGCAAGAGGACUAGCUUAUCUUCAUGAGGAAUCAAGGGUGAGGAUUAUACACAGAGACGUGAAGGCAAGUAACAUUUUGCUUGAUGCGGAGCUGUGUCCAAAAAUAUCUGACUUCGGAUUGGCAAAGCUAUAUGAUUACAAGAAAACUCACAUCAGCACCCGGGUUGCAGGAACUAUUGGCUAUUUGGCACCAGAGUAUGCAAUGCGUGGCCACCUCACUGAGAAGGCAGAUGUUUUUAGCUUUGGUGUUGUUGCUUUGGAAAUUGUCAGUGGAAGACCAAACUCUGACAACAGCCAGGACAAUGACAAGAUCUAUCUUCUUGAACAGGCAUGGACUCUGUAUGAAAGCAACCAAUGUCUUGGUCUGGUGGAUCCAACCCUAGUGGAGUUUGAUGAAAAUGAAGCUUUAAGAAUGAUAAGAGUGGGACUCCUGUGCACGCAAGCAACACCAAUGAUGCGACCACCCAUGUCAAGGGUUAUAGCUAUGCUUGCUGGGGAUAUCGAAGUGAGCCCUGUUGCAUCAAAACCAAGUUAUUUAACUGACUGGGAUUUUGAGGACAUAACAGCCAGCAUCGAGGCUGAAAACACAUAAUCAACUAGAUCUGAGCAUGGUGAUAACAAGAACAAGAACGAUCUUAAUCCAGGGAUAGAGCUGAUGCCUUCUCCAUGAAACAUUACUGAAUUCAGUGGCAUUAUUGUGGAAGGAAGGUGAGAGAUGUUUUUCCUUAAAAGCUCCAUUUUGCCACUUCUCUUGCUUGACCUCUGCCACAUAUUUUCUAGCUCAAUAAAAUGGAUACUGAAAUUGUGUGAAUUUCUGUCAUUCGAACGCUUUCCUUUAUAUGUUGAUCAUUUCUCUUCGUGUAAAUUGAACUGAGAUAUUGAAAUAUUGGCAUGCAAUAAGGCUGCAGUGUUUGUAACUCAUGGAUGUCAUUCCUAUCAUCUAGUAAUAUACUUCAAAGCUAUAC